This is a messenger RNA of Puccinia graminis f. sp. tritici CRL 75-36-700-3, 393 nucleotides long. RefSeq lists its product as uncharacterized. The transcript has 2 exons. The record is from RefSeq and is a predicted model, not a curated record. NCBI's taxonomy places the organism in Eukaryota, Fungi, Basidiomycota, Pucciniomycetes, Pucciniales, Pucciniaceae. The coding region runs from base 1 to 393 and encodes 130 amino acids.
AUGGCGCCUGGGGCCGAUCAACAUGUAGCCCCACCAGAGACCACAAAGCCACCACAGCGCAACCUUGAGCGCACUCGCCGGUUUGCAAAGGUCUUUAAACAUCCGUCGACCAACCGGCGAGUUGUGGGCGGCUGGUUAUAUCCAGACCAUGGAAAUUCUUUAGAGAUCUGUGGACAGGUUUACCACCACCACACACUCGUCGAUCACGAUCAGAACAAAGGGUCAACCUUGCGCGCACUCGCCGGUUUGCAAAGGUCCUUAAACAACCGUCGACCAACCGGCGAGUUGUUGGCGGCUGGUUAUAUCCAGACCAAAGGAAAUUCUUUAGAGAUCUGUGGACAGGUUUACCACCACCACACACUCCUCGAUCACGAUCAGAACAAAGGUAGAUGA